Molecule: messenger RNA, 840 nt
Organism: Miscanthus lutarioriparius
Lineage: Eukaryota; Viridiplantae; Streptophyta; Magnoliopsida; Poales; Poaceae
Source: the annotation of a GenBank genome assembly
AUGAGCAUGUUCGAGGGGAUGGAGAGGGCCGGGUACGGCGGCGCUGGGCCGAUGGGCGGGGUGGUGCUGUCGCGGGACCCCAAGCCGCGGCUGCGGUGGACGCCCGACCUGCACGAGCGCUUCGUCGAGGCCGUCACCAAGCUCGGCGGGCCCGACAAGGCGACUCCCAAGUCAGUGCUGAGGCUGAUGGGAAUGAAAGGGCUCACCUUGUACCACUUGAAGAGUCAUCUCCAGAAAUACAGGCUUGGAAAGCAGAGCAAGAAAGACACGGGUUUGGAAGCCAGCAGAGGGGCAUUCGCGGCGCAGGGCAUCAAUUUCUCCACACCUGUACCUCCUAGCAUUCCAUCUACGGCUAGCAACAAUACGGGAGAAACGCCACUCGCGGAUGCGCUGAAGUACCAAAUUGAAGUCCAAAGGAAACUGCACGAACAGCUCGAGGUUCAGAAGAAGCUGCAAAUGCGGAUCGAGGCGCAAGGCAAAUACCUGCAGACGAUACUCGAGAAAGCCCAGAGCAACCUGUCGUACGACGCAACUGGAGGCGCGAACCUAGAAGCGACCAGGUCGCAGCUGACGGACUUCAACCUCGCGCUCUCAGGCUUCAUGGACAACGUGACCCAAGUGUGCGAGCAGAACAAUGGCGAGCUGGCGAAAGCCAUGUCCGAGGACAGCCUCAGAGCGAGCAAUAAUCUAGGCUUUCAGCUAUACCAUGGAGUUCAUCAGGAUGGGGACGAUGUCAAGUGCGCUACGGAUGAAGGGCUGCUGCUGCUGGACCUCAACAUCAGAGGCGGGUACGAUCACCGGGCUUCGGCGGAUCUGAAGAUGAAUCAGCACAUGAGGUGA